AUGGCAGAUGCAGACGGACGCUCUUACAAUGACCAGCUAUCGACGGACGAACCCCACAGACCCGCGGCCCAGGCCCUGAGGCGCGCCCACGGACUACACCGCUCAUGGAUCGCAGCCGCACGGACUACACCGCACGGACCGGGGAGCUGCACACGCAACAGGGAUCCAUCGCGCCCGCGGCUCUGUGUGCGCGGCGGCGUCACGGCCGGAGCGUGGAGAGGCAGCUCACACGGAGGAUAG
Molecule: messenger RNA, 240 nt
Organism: Knipowitschia caucasica
Lineage: Eukaryota; Metazoa; Chordata; Actinopteri; Gobiiformes; Gobiidae
Source: the annotation of a GenBank genome assembly